GGAAGUUGUAAAAAAAAGAAAAAAAAAAACCCCACUACCUCCACACCUUCCUCCAGCUGCCACUGCUUUCUGUUACGGGUAAAACAAAACCAUGGACCCCGAGUAUUUCAAAUCCCACAAGAUGUGUUGGGGUACCCUUGGAACGGUGCGACCUUUCUCCAAUUUCCAUCCUCAAAGGGAUGUUUUGGAGAUCCAAGCGGCGCUGGAGAAGAAAGAUGCGGUGACCCUGGUGAGGAUCCUAACCAAUCGGAGCAACGCUCAGAGACAAGUGAUCGCCACUACAUUUGAAGAGAUAACAAACAAGGACCUGGUAGCUGGUUUGAAGAAAGCUCUGUCUGGAGAUCUGGAGGUUCUCCUGCUGGACCUGCUGAUGCCCUCUCUACACUAUGAGGCUCAGCGCCUGCACCAGGCCAUGGUGGGUUUAGGCACGGAUGAGGAAACACUCAUGGAGAUCCUGUGUACACGAUCUGGAAAGCAGCUUCAAGAAAUCAGUGCGACAUACAAACACCUGUACAAAAAGGACCUGGAGAAGGAAAUGAAAGGGGAAACCAGUGGAGACUUUGCUAAGCUUGUUGUGGCUUUGCUGAAUAAAGAAAAUGUUGCUGGUGUGGUUCAAAGUGAUAUUGAGUCUCUCUCCGCGUCACUAAAUGGGAAAAAAGCGGAUGCAGAACCAUGGAUCGACAUAUUGACCUCUAGAGACUCAGACCAUCUUGACAAAGUGCUGAUGGGACUUGAGCUGGAGAGUGGACAGAUGGUGGAUGAGGCUGUGGAGAAACGAUUCACAGGAGACAUUCGACUGGGUUUGAAAGUUUUAGUGGAGUGCAUUCAAAGCCCUGAUGUCUACCUCGCUAAAAGACUAAGUACCAUGAAGACAUCGAUAGUGCAGGGGAUCAUGGUGUCUCACUCUGAGGAAGAUCUGCUGUGUAUCCGAGCUGCCUACCUUAAAUUAACAGGCACUUCUCUCUACACUGCGCUACAGAAACAGUUCAAAGGAGAUCAUCUACAGGCUCUGCUGGCCAUCUGUCGAUCCGAAGAUUAAACAAAAGCUACAAAUUUUGAGUAGCUCCAUUUAUAUAUAGUAACCCCCUCCAACAUACA
Molecule: messenger RNA, 1098 nt
Organism: Xiphias gladius (swordfish)
Lineage: Eukaryota; Metazoa; Chordata; Actinopteri; Istiophoriformes; Xiphiidae
Gene: anxa14
Product: annexin A14
Exons: 13
Coding region: 92-1039 (315 amino acids)
Cellular component (GO): cytoplasm
Molecular function (GO): calcium-dependent phospholipid binding; calcium ion binding
Source: RefSeq, a predicted model, not a curated record